AUGACACAGCUGCUGCUGCUCAUUGUGGCUCUCCUGGCCCUGGGUCAUCUGCCUCCAGGGAGAAGUGAAUUUAAGCGGUGCUGGAAGGGCCAGGGGGCCUGCCGGACUUACUGUACAAGGCAAGAAACCUACAUGCACAUGUGCCCCGAUGCCUCCCUGUGCUGCAUCCCCUAUGGAAUCAGGCCUCUGCUCUUUAAGCCUUAA
Enhydra lutris kenyoni (northern sea otter) is the source of this 204-nucleotide messenger RNA. RefSeq names its product defensin beta 124. The coding region runs from base 1 to 204 and encodes 67 amino acids. NCBI's taxonomy places the organism in Eukaryota, Metazoa, Chordata, Mammalia, Carnivora, Mustelidae. Gene Ontology annotation, biological process: positive regulation of monocyte chemotaxis; cellular response to peptidoglycan; innate immune response. Gene Ontology annotation, cellular component: extracellular region. The transcript is spliced from 2 exons. The record is from RefSeq and is a predicted model, not a curated record.